AUGAAUCUUCUCUUGAGAUCAAACCCCAAGCCAUGGCUGCAGCAGCAUCAACAAGGUCAUUAUCUCCUCUCUAAAGUUUUAGGGGCUCUCUCUUUUUCCACAAAUACACAACCAAAAGACUCUCUGAAUCUUAGGAUUUCAAGGGCUGGAAAUCCAAAGGUCUCCGUAAUUCCAGUUAUAGAGCAAUGGCUUGAGGAAGGCAAUGACAUUAAAAAAUCUCAUCUUCAAAACUUGAUCAAGCAACUUCGCAGAUAUCGCCGCUUCAGCCAUGCCCUACAGAUUUCACAAUGGAUGGGUGACAAAAGGGACUAUGAACAAUCACCUGGAGACUUUGCGGUUAGGCUGGAUUUGAUUUCAAAAGUUCAUGGCUUAGAACAGGCAGAGGAAUAUUAUAACAGUAUCCCUGACCAUUUGAGAGGCAGCCAAGUUUAUGGUGCCCUUUUGAACUGCUAUGCACACAAAAGGCACUUGGAACAAGCAGAGGCCACGAUGCAAAAGAUGAGAGAGUUGGGGCUUGUACGAACACUUGCUUGCAAUGUAAUGCUAAGCCUCUAUUCUCAGUUGGGAAAAUAUGAGAAACUAGAGGCCCUAGUGAAAGAGAUGGAAGAAAAGGGAUUUUAUGCUGAUGUUUACACAUUUAACAUCAGACUGCAUGCAUAUGCAGUCACUUCCAACAUUGAAGAAAUGGAGAAACUUCUAAUGAAGAUGGAAACAGACUAUCUCAUCAACGUCGACUGCCAUACUUAUUUUGCUGCAGCAAAUGGUUACUUAAAAGCUGGUCUAAUUGAAAAAUCUUUAGCAGUUUUGAAUAGAGCAGAACAAUUAAUUGCCUCAAUGGGGGGCAACUCAAAAAGACAUGCUUAUGAAGUGCUCCUCAGUUUGUAUAGUGCUGCUGGGAAUAAAGAUGGAGUAUAUCAUGUUUGGAGAUUGUGUAAGAAUAUGGGGAGGAUUUUCAACUCGACCUAUAUAUGUAUGAUAACUUCAUUGAUGAAGUUGGAUGAUAUUGAUGGGGCUGUGUGGAUUUCGGAGGAGUGGAUAUCAAGUUCAAAACUUAAUGACAUUCGAGUACCAAAUACAAUGAUUAGAGCUUAUUCCAGAAAGGGUCUUUGGGAAAAGGCUGAGGCAUAUGUGAACAAGAUUGUUGAGAGUGGUAUAGAGCUGGAAGCAAGCUCAUGGGAUCAUUUGGCAAUGGGAUAUCACUUUGCUGGUCAGAUGACAAAGGCAGUAGAAACAUUAAAGAAAGCGAUUUCAAUAAGCAAACCAGGAUGGAAGCCAAAUCCUUACACUUUGAAAGCAUGUCUUGAGUAUUUGGAAGGUGAGGGAAACGCAGAAGCUGCUGAAGAGCUUUCGAAGAUGGUCAGUGAACAUUGUCCUGUCUGA
Molecule: messenger RNA, 1380 nt
Organism: Dovyalis caffra
Lineage: Eukaryota; Viridiplantae; Streptophyta; Magnoliopsida; Malpighiales; Salicaceae
Source: the annotation of a GenBank genome assembly